GCUCGUUGUUUCCGGGGAGGAAUGUCAGAGGCGGCGCACACUGAAGAUGGAGGCGCGGCAGGAGGAAGCGGUGCGAGAGUUUGUGCUGGUUACCGACUCGGAGGAGGAGAGGGCCCGGUUCUUUUUGGAGUCCGCCGGCUGGGACCUACAGUUGGCUCUGGCAAGCUUCUAUGAAGAUGGAGGAGAUGAUGACAUAGUGACCCUACCACAGCCACCGUCGGGUUCCACUUCUCGUGGCUCGGGACCCAGUGACCACAGGGUGACGUCUUUCCGAGACCUGGUGCACGCACAAGAGGAAGAGGAGGAGGAGGAAGAAGGCCAAAGAGCUAGGUUUUACGCAGGGGGCUCAGAGAGGAGUGGACAGCAGAUUGUGGGACCCCCUAAGAAAAGGAGCCCCAACGAGCUGGUAGAAGAUCUUUUCAAGGGAGCCAAGGAACAUGGAGCCGUCGCUGUGGACAGAACUGCUAAGAGUCCUGGAGAAACCAGCCGAUCGCCAUUUGCUGGAGGUGGGUAUCGAUUGGGGGCCGCCCCGGAAGAGCAGUCAGCUUAUGUUUCUGGAGCCCGCAGACAGAAUCAAGGCCAGGAUGUCCACGUGGUGCUGAAGCUCUGGAAAAAUGGAUUCAGUUUAGAUGAGGGUGAACUGCGCAGCUAUCAAGACCCCAGCAACGCACAGUUCUUAGAGUCAAUACGCAGAGGGGAGAUCCCGGUGGAGCUGCGCAGACUCGCCCAAGGUGGCCAGGUAAACUUGGAUAUGGAGGACCACCGUGAUGAAGACUUUAUGAAAGCCAAAACUGCCUUUAAAGCAUUCGCUGGCGAGGGCCAAAAAUUGGGAAGCACAGCCCCCAAUGUCAGCAUUGGCUCCACCUCCCAACAGGCAGAAAACGAGGCUAGAGCCAGUUCCUCCAUCACCAUUACUGAUUCUGACCCCGUCACAAACAUCCAGAUCCGCCUGGCCGAUGGAGGGAAGCUGGUCCAGAAGUUCAAUCACAGUCACAGGAUCCAGGACAUCCGCCAAUUCAUCGUCAGCGCCCGACCGGCCAUGGCUGCCACAGGCUUUGUGUUGAUGACUACGUUCCCAAACAAGGAGUUGACGGAUGAGGACCAGACUCUGAAAGAAGCUAACCUUCUAAAUGCCGUCAUUGUGCAGCGGUUAAUAUGAAACCUACCCCCACCCCACCUCCCCCCCUGACCCAGGCUUUCUAUUCCAUUUCCCCAAAACACACUGCGCUCCCCUCUGCUGGUGACAUAGUCAUUCUGUCUUGUAGUCCUGGGAUCUCAAUGCUUUUCAGGUGGACUUCUCUCUAGACGUACAUUUUGCAGGAUUUGUUAUGAGUUGGACUUCAAAACGAUAAAUAA
This is a messenger RNA of Nanorana parkeri, 1356 nucleotides long. RefSeq names its product NSFL1 cofactor (gene NSFL1C). The transcript is spliced from 10 exons. Gene Ontology annotation, cellular component: cytosol; nucleus. Gene Ontology annotation, molecular function: ubiquitin binding. Gene Ontology annotation, biological process: Golgi organization; proteasome-mediated ubiquitin-dependent protein catabolic process; membrane fusion. The coding region runs from base 47 to 1159 and encodes 370 amino acids. The record is from RefSeq and is a predicted model, not a curated record. NCBI's taxonomy places the organism in Eukaryota, Metazoa, Chordata, Amphibia, Anura, Dicroglossidae.